This is a messenger RNA of Antrostomus carolinensis (chuck-will's-widow), 932 nucleotides long. RefSeq names its product fumarate hydratase (gene FH). Gene Ontology annotation, cellular component: mitochondrion. NCBI's taxonomy places the organism in Eukaryota, Metazoa, Chordata, Aves, Caprimulgiformes, Caprimulgidae. Gene Ontology annotation, molecular function: fumarate hydratase activity. Gene Ontology annotation, biological process: fumarate metabolic process; tricarboxylic acid cycle; malate metabolic process. The transcript is spliced from 5 exons. The record is from RefSeq and is a predicted model, not a curated record. The annotation marks the transcript as partial.
UCCAGUCAUCUUAAAAAUCUAAAUAAUUGUGGAUGCUUAUCCUUGGUUGUUGUCUUUAUUUUGUCCUCCUUUCUUUCAAAGGAAUUUAGUGGCUAUGUGCAACAAAUUAAAUAUGGUGUGGAUAGGAUUGAGUCAACCAUGCCAAGAGUGUAUCAGCUGGCAGCUGGCGGGACUGCAGUUGGUACAGGAUUAAACACGAGAAUUGGCUUUGCUGAGAAAGUUGCUGCUAAAGUGGCUGAACUGACAGGUUUGCCUUUUGUCACUGCUCCAAAUAAGUUUGAAGCUCUUGCGGCUCACGAUGCUCUGGUUGAACUCAGUGGAGCUAUGAACACAGUGGCAUGCAGUCUGAUGAAAAUAGCUAAUGACAUUCGUUUCCUGGGUUCCGGACCACGCUCUGGCCUAGGAGAACUCAUCCUGCCUGAAAAUGAACCAGGAAGCAGCAUCAUGCCAGGAAAAGUGAACCCUACCCAGUGUGAAGCUGUAACCAUGGUGGCAGCCCAAGUGAUGGGAAACCAUGUUGCUGUUACUGUAGGAGGUAGUAAUGGACACUUUGAACUGAAUGUUUUUAAGCCCAUGAUGAUUAAAAAUGUUUUAAACUCUGCAAGACUUCUUGGAGAUGUUUGUGUUUCUUUCACUGACAACUGUGUAGUUGGAAUCCAAGCCAAUACAGACAGGAUCAACAAACUCAUGAGUGAAUCUCUGAUGUUGGUAACGGCUCUUAACCCGCACAUAGGCUACGAUAAAGCCGCCAAGAUUGCCAAAACGGCGCACAAGGAAGGGACGACCCUGAAGGAGGCGGCCAUCAAGCUGGGGUUCCUCACCUCCGACCAGUUCGAUCAGUGGGUGAAGCCUACAGACAUGUUGGGUCCUCAGUAACUUCUGUACAGAGAAGUGCUCUUACCAUAACAACGCAUACAAUAAAAGAAAUGCGA